This is a messenger RNA of Chironomus riparius, 1336 nucleotides long. NCBI's taxonomy places the organism in Eukaryota, Metazoa, Arthropoda, Insecta, Diptera, Chironomidae. The record is from the annotation of a GenBank genome assembly.
AUUGUCAAAAGUUUCUUUAAAGUUCUUAAAUUAGUUACAGAAGCUUUUUAAAAAAAAUGUCUCUAAGCUUUGCUUUCAAGUGGAUUAUAUCUACAACAUUAUUUGGAUAUGUCCUAUCACAGAGUUUCGAUACAUCGUUUAUACAAAAAUGUAGCCGGAAGGAUCCACAAUUAAAUACGUGCUUAAAAAAUUCCUUUAAUGGACUCAAACCGUACUUGAUUUCUGGAAUUCCUGAAAUUGGUCUUCCACCAAUGGAACCAUUAAAAAUUGAUUUACUUGGACUUGAAAACAAUGCAGGAAAUAUUCGCAUUAAGGGACUUUUUACAAAUGUUGUCAACACAGGUGCAUCAAAUUUCACUGUUAAGGAAGUUCGUAGUGAUUUCAACAAAUUCAGAUUAGACUUGGGAAUUUUUAUACCAAUAAUUAAAUCCAGAGGACGAUAUGAAGUGAAUGGACAAGUUUUGUUGCUUCCCAUACUGUCAAAUGGGGAAUUUAUUGCCGAAUUUACUGACGUCAAUGCAAUCGCAAAGAUUUAUGGAAAACAAGUUAUUAGAAACAAUGAAGCUUUUAUGAGCAUCGAGAAGAUAGUCGUUGAUUUUGUGAUGAAAAGUGCAAGAUUUAAAGUGAAAGAUCAAGGACAUCAACAAUUAAAUGAAGUCAUUAACCAAUUCUUGAAUCAAAAUGCUCACGAAUUAGUUCAAGAGAUGAGACAACCAGCUUCUCAAAGUUUAGGGAAAGUUUUCAAGAAAUUUUUGGAUAUUGUUUUCUCAAGUGUGCCCCUCAACGUUUGGCUUACGGAAUAAUGUACACAUCACUUAUUUAUUUACUCAUUAAUGAAACUUAAAAAUACUCUUAAAGCGAUUCUUUAACAAUCUCAAAGUAAAUUAAUGAAAACAUUUCGAUUGACUUUCUCUAAACUUUAUAUUUUGUGAUUUAAUUUUUUUUAUAAAUUUUACAUUUGAGCAAAGCAUGAUGAUAUCAACUAUUUGUUUUUCGUCAAGCUUUACAUCCAAAUUGUUUUUUUUUUUGGUUCAUCAAAUUUGUAAAAGUUCUAAAAUAAUGCAAUUGUCUUAAAAACAUUUUGAGCAUCAUUGAACUUACUUAAAUCUUUCAACAAAAUUCUUCAAAAGCUUAGUUUAAGUUUAGCUUUAAUUAUCAUUCAUAAGAAAAACUGUAAUUCAAAAUUAGUAGUGUUUCAAUGAUUAAAAUUGAUCAUAAUCUUUAAAGCAUUAAAAUCAGUAUCUCUAUUUAACUCUGUUGUGAUGAAUCUACAAAAAAAUAAACUUUUAAAAUAUAAGAAAAAUCUAAAGCAAACUCCUCAGUUAUGGACAUUCAU